UUUGGCACUUAUUACUUCUUUCUCUCGUGUUUGUGUGUUUUGAUAUCUUGCUUGUCUAUACUUGUUUAUGUGACCCGAGUAUUGACUUGUGCUUGCAGGUUUGCCGUAUUUUGUUAAGGAUCCUUGGAAGAAGAUGUCUAACGACUCUUUUGCUGUGGCUUUAAGGAACUUGGGGGGAACUCACACAAUCCCAAAGCCUGCUGCCAAGUCCAAAUCUGGGUCAGGGAAAAAUGAUGAAUCCGGGUCCUCCCAGCAAGGAGCGGCUGGUGGAGAGUCAAGUGUUGCCGUGGAAAAAGUUGCCCUCGGGAUGACUGCCGAGGUUCAGGAGUCUGGCAGCCCGGAUCUUGUUACCCGGGGGACGAAGAGGAAACAGCCCUCGGCGAGGAAGGCUCCUGCGAAGAUUCCUAAGUCCAAAUCCGAUCAGGGCAAAGAGAUAAUGGUGGGGUCCGAGUCUGACUCCGAUGAGAGUGAGGAUCCGGAGAGGGAAGAUACCCGGGUUGUUCUCGGUGCUGGCAAGUACUCAGCAAGGGAGAUAAUCAAGUUGAUGUCUGGUAUCCCAACUGAUGAGGAUUGGGUGAAGAUGGAUGACACCGGAUUGGUUAAUACCUUCAGAGAGAUUGGGAGUCUUUGGGGCCAGCUUGGAGCUCGGUUGGCCGGGUUCAACACUAUGGCUUUUGAGGUUAUCAAGUCGGAGAGGGACACUGCUGACGCAUGCGGCGAGAGGACCCGGAAGGCCGAGUCGAGCUUAGCUCAGGAGAAGUCGGAGAGGGAGAAGCUGGAAUCUGAGCUGGAAAGGCGGGUGAAGGAGGCCGAGACCCGGAUGCAGGCCGCGUGGAAGGAGAAAGUGGACGAUGCUGAGGCCCGGGCUGUUGAUGCCGAAAAGAAAGCGUCCGGGUUCGAGGAGGAUGUGGGCGUCCUGAAGAGAACCCUAGAGGAGAGGAAAGAGGCUGGGGUUGUCAUUGCCGAGUUUCAGAAGUCGACAGCGUAUGCCGAUGCUCUUAAUCAUGCUGCGGCAGCGGAGGUGGUCCGGUGUUGGCAUGUGGCUGAGCGGCAUAUUAAAUCCGAUCCGGGGGCUAAUCUUCAGAGUUUCAUAGAGGCGUACCUUGCCGCUAAGGACAACAUCAAAGCCGGGAAGGGGGAACCUGAACCUUACGAAGGUCCUUCUCCGAGUUUUAUUGUUCCUGCCAACCCGGGUAACCAUGUUGUUCUGACUACUUCGGAUGUGCCCGUUGAUCCGGAUUCUCAAGCCAACAACUCUUCAGCGAACGAUCCUCCUGUCCUCUAGCUUUUAUUUCCUUUGAUUCUGAACAUGUUGUCCGAAACAAUCUUUUGUGACUCUGAAUUAGUUUUUGCCGGAUUUGAAUAUUUAUCCGAGGUCCGUGUGGACCCGGGAUGUGGAUGCUUGCUUUGCUGCUUUUUAUCAAAUAUUUUCCUGUCA
This is a messenger RNA of Daucus carota subsp. sativus, 1438 nucleotides long. RefSeq lists its product as uncharacterized. The transcript has 2 exons. The coding region runs from base 134 to 1285 and encodes 383 amino acids. The record is from RefSeq and is a predicted model, not a curated record. NCBI's taxonomy places the organism in Eukaryota, Viridiplantae, Streptophyta, Magnoliopsida, Apiales, Apiaceae.